Messenger RNA from Penicillium expansum, 1929 nucleotides. RefSeq names its product DNA-(apurinic or apyrimidinic site) lyase APN2. The transcript is spliced from 6 exons. Lineage: Eukaryota; Fungi; Ascomycota; Eurotiomycetes; Eurotiales; Aspergillaceae. Gene Ontology annotation, cellular component: nucleus. Gene Ontology annotation, biological process: base-excision repair. Gene Ontology annotation, molecular function: DNA-(apurinic or apyrimidinic site) endonuclease activity; DNA binding; double-stranded DNA 3'-5' DNA exonuclease activity. The record is from RefSeq and is a predicted model, not a curated record. Bases 1 to 1929 code for a protein of 642 amino acids.
AUGGGAUUCCGCAUCACCACAUGGAAUGUCAAUGGUAUACGAAACCCGUUCUCCUAUGAGCCAUGGAGAGGAACGCGCACAUUUGAGUCCAUGUUUGAUAUACUAGAGGCGGAUGUUGUAAUUCUCCAAGAAACCAAGAUUCAGCGCAAAGACCUCCGCGAUGACAUGGUCUUGGUUCCAGGAUGGGACUGGUACUCUGGUGUUGUGGUUUACACGCGUAAUGCCACAUGUUCUCCAAUAAGGGCAGAAGAGGGCAUUACUGGAGUUCUCUGCCCGCCAAAAUCCUCAACAUCUUUCCGCAAUCUGCCAGAAGAGCAGCAGAUUGGGGGGUAUCCAACAUCCGAUCAGCUUUUCAGGCCCACUAUGACUCCCGAGAGGCCUGACUCAGAAGAAGAGCAAGAGGAUGUGAGCUCGGUGCCUGAUAUCACAAUCGAUGCGCAAACCCUUGACUCCGAAGGGCGCUGCGUCAUUCUAGAAUUUCCUGCAUUUGUCCUCAUUGGUGUAUAUUGCCCUGCCUAUCGGGAUGAGAGCCGGGAUACCUUUCGCAUGGACUUUCUCAAUGCCCUAGAUUCUCGAAUCCGCAACCUGAUUGCGAUGGGGAAGAAUGUGGUCGUGGCUGGUGAUAUCAAUAUUUCAAAACAGGUCAUUGAUGCCGCUCAUGGAAUUGAGGCCAUACGAAAAAGUACGAUGACAGAGGAAGAAUUUAUAUCUGCCCCUUCUCGACGUUUAUUCAACCACUUGAUAUCGGAUGGCGUGGUUAUUGGCGAACGUGACAAAGGCAGGGAAAAUCCUGUCCUCUUCGAUGUUUGCAGGUCAUUUCAUCCAGAUCGUACAGGCAUGUAUACAUGCUGGGAUCAGAAGCUCAAUGCUCGACCGGGGAAUUACGGCUCAAGGAUUGACUAUGUUUUAUGCAGCUUGGAUAUGCAGGACUGGUUCUCUGACUCGAACAUUCAAGAGGGAUUGAUGGGAUCAGAUCACUGUCCUGUGUAUGCUGUCAUCAAGGAGUCAGUGAAUCAGCCCGCAGGCGAAGUAAACAUUCGCGAUAUUCUCAAUCCACCGGGAAUGUUUAAGUGUGGCAAGCGGCAACAGGAAUACUCAAACGAGUGCGCAUUGCCUGCUUCGGGGCGUUUGCUCCCCGAAUUCGACAUUGAUAAGCGCAGAAGCAUUAAAGACAUGUUCGCUCGCAACCCAGUCAGCAUCCCGGCGGGGCCGGCUAACAUGCCCACAACUCAAGUCACGGAAUCUACAGCCAUGCACACAGCGUUCGGAUCCACUGGCUCGGCCAAAAUGGGCUCUGCGCUUAUCCCUGAGAGAGAUCAAGCCCCUCAGACUGUUUCUCGCAAACGCUCCCAGCCUUUACCUAUUACAUUCGCAAAACGCUCCAAGCCCGCCAUAUCGACGUCUUCUGGGGGCUCUACGUCAGGGCAAAAGACAUUAACGGGCUUUUUCAAGCCAAAAGCGAUCGAUGUAUAUGAAACUACCCGGUCACAGAUGGUCUCACCGCGACCUUCGACACCAUCCCCUAACUGCAAACCAUCAGAAAUUCCACGAGAGAAAGGGAAGGCUCUAAGGAUCAAUCUGCAGCCUUCGGAAUCCCAAGAAGACACCAUAAGGAAGCGAGCCGACACUUCUACUGAAUUGCCGACAGCCAGCAAGCUCGUCGAUGACACAAUAAUUGAUCCAAUUGUUAGCAAGGAGGAUUGGUCAAAACUUUUUACCAAGAAGCCCAUUCCACCAUGCGAUGGACACCAAGAGCCAUGUAUUAGCUUGACUACGAAGAAACCUGGAAUGAAUCGCGGCCGCUCCUUUUGGAUUUGUCCCCGGCCAUUAGGGCCCAGCGGAGAAAAGGAAAGGGGUACGCAAUGGCGGUGUCCCACUUUCAUCUGGGCCAGCGAUUGGAACUCACCAGUUGCGACACAAGAGCAAUAG